Nothoprocta perdicaria is the source of this 1846-nucleotide messenger RNA. It is a transcript of the gene PKD2L2, whose product is annotated as polycystin 2 like 2, transient receptor potential cation channel. Gene Ontology annotation, biological process: detection of mechanical stimulus. Bases 1 to 1833 code for a protein of 610 amino acids. Gene Ontology annotation, molecular function: calcium ion binding; calcium channel activity. The transcript is spliced from 13 exons. Gene Ontology annotation, cellular component: membrane. The record is from RefSeq and is a predicted model, not a curated record. Lineage: Eukaryota; Metazoa; Chordata; Aves; Tinamiformes; Tinamidae.
AUGGAGCGGCAGCUGCUCGCGCAGGAGCGGCGCCUCAGCGGCACCGGUGUGGCCCUGGUGAAGCGGCGGCCCAGCUACAGCAAAGAGCUGGAGAUGAAAUCGACCCUGCGGGAGCUGCUCGUCUACAUCGUCUUCCUGGCCGACCUCUGCAUCUUGAGCUUCGGGAUGGUCAGCACGGACAUGUACUACCUGAACAGGGUGAUGGCGCAUCUCUUCCUGGAAACCUCUUCCUCCGAGGCAGAUGGGGUUACCUUCAGGAGCAUCAGCAGCAUAGCCGAUUUCUGGAAGUUUGCAGAAGGUCCCCUCUUGGAUGGACUCUACUGGGACAAAUGGUAUAACAACGUGACAUUAACCAUGCAGAAAAACAGCAGCCAUAUCUACUAUGAGAAUUUACUGUUGGGAGUAGCCCAGGUUCGACAGCUAAAAGUGCGUAACGGUACCUGCUCCAUCUACCCGUAUUUCCAGACUCUUCUAAAAGACUGUUACCGUGAGUAUCGCUAUCGAGCUGAAGACAGGUCAGCUUUUGGUCUAAAGAACGGAUCUGAGUGGAAAUAUCUCUCUGUCUCCUCUUUAUCCCCAUGGUACUGGGGCUAUGUGGGCUUGUAUAGCAAUGGAGGAUUCAUAUUCACUCUACCCAAGUCCAAGCGGGACAGCAUGGAGAAGCUGGUGUUUCUCAGGCAGAACAGCUGGCUCACCAGAGGAACCAGGGUUGUGUUUAUUGACUUCUCUAUGUAUAACGCCAACGUAAACCUUUUCUGUAUAAUCAGGUUGGUGGUAGAGUUCCCUGCAACCGGGGGUGCUCUCACCUCCUCACAGAUCUACUCUGUGAAGCUCCUCAGAUACGUCACGUAUUAUGAUUACUUUCUGGCCUCUUGCGAAGUCACCUUUUGCUUGUUUGUCAUUGCAUUCAUAAUCCAUGAAGUCAUAAAAAUAGCAAAACUGAAAAGAGACUAUUUCAGAAGUGCCUGGAACUGGCUGAAUAUACUAUUGGUGGUGAUAUCUAUCAUUGCCAUUGCUUUCAACAUCUACCGCACUGUAGAAGUGUCCCUGUUAAUGGAAGAGCUGCUCUCCAACUCGUCUGUGUACCCAGACUUUUACUUCCUUGCAUCCUGGCAAGUCCAUUACAACAACAUGAUUGCAGUCAAUGUCUUCUUUGCCUGGAUAAAGAUAUUUAAAUACUUAAGCUUUAACAAGACGAUGACUCAGCUGUCCUCCACUUUAUCCCGCUGCGCCAAGGACAUCAUUGGAUUUGCCAUCAUGUUCUUCAUCAUUUUUUUUGCAUACGCACAGUUAGGCUACCUGGUCUUCGGCUCACAAGUUGAUGAGUUUUCCACGUUUCAAAACUGCAUCUUUACACAGUUUCGCAUUGUGCUGGGAGAUUUCAACUUUGCAACUGUAGAAGAAGCAAACAGCAUCCUCGGGCCUAUUUACUUCAUCACGUUCGUGUUCUCCGUGUUCUUCGUGUUGCUGAACAUGUUUCUGGCUAUUAUAAAUGACACCUAUUCAGAAGUCAAGGCAGAUUUUGCAGUGAUACCAAGUCAAGAAUUCGCCAUCAGUGACUUCCUGAGGCAGGCCCUGGUCAAGCUCAAGCUGAAGCAAAUGGAGACGGACAUGAAGGUGGAAGAAGAGAGCCUGGGGAGCGGCUACCCAAAGCCGGCACAGCUACAGAAAUGGAAGGAGAACUUUCAUCAGAGGGAGGACCUCGGCUCUGUCUCCUCUCAGGGCUCUGUCUCCCCCGAGGAAUUUCAGCAGCUUUUCAGGUACACUGCUGAGUUGGAAAAGGAAUUAGAUGGUAUUAACAAAAAGCUCCAUAAAAUUAUGAAAAAAAAGUAACCGCUGAAGGUCA